CGUGAAUGACGUCAUCAACGUUAUAAAAAAUGGAACGCAGCUCACGUACGUUGCAGUUGGUCAGUUGAAGUCGGAGGACGACAAGAGGACUUUUUAUUGCUCGAGAACUAUGGAGAACGGCAAAGUGGAAAACCGCGUCGCAGAACCUAUCGACAGCACCACUCACUUGGACUGUAAUCUGAACUCUGAUAAAGAAAACAUGGAGGACACGGUGGAGUUCAGACUCAUGAUGGCGUACGCUCAGAGGCGGCGGCCAGCGAAAGCCAACACACCCAAAGCAAACGGCUCGGCUGCAGAACAAACGCUGACUCAGACAUCUGGAAAGACUGAAAACAAGGAGGAGGAGGUGGAGGAGAAGAAGAAGAAAAAGAAGAUAUGGAGGCAUCUGAAAGUGAUUUUCAAGUGUGUUCAGCCUCAGACAGUGGAGCCAGAAUCACCACAGGAUGAUGACCUCAACGGCCCCAUGUACCGACACUUUGUUCCUGAAGACAAAGAAGAUGAGCAUCACGCUGAAGAUCAGGAUGCGAUGGAGGAAGUGGCGGACCGAGUGAUCGGGAUUGCCGAUGAAUUUGAUUUCACUCCCGAAAUGGAUCCGUGCAUCGAGUCCGAUGCAAGGGAAGAUGAUGUGGAGAAGAUGAUUGGUCUGUUGCUGAGGGACCAAGGCGACCGGCUGAACGACGAGUUUGACCUGGCGCACAUUGCUGCAGACCUUUUUUUAGACUACAGCUUCUUCGCGAGGCUUCUCAACAGAUUUCUGAUCAGGAUCGGCUUCAGGAGACCGGACUCUGACGCCUUAGGACCCCAAGCAGCCAACAGAACCCAAAUUGCUGCCGCCCUAGAGAUAACAAGUCGUCUCACCUCUGUCAAGGCAUUGCCCAAAGUCAAGUUAUAUAAACAUGGAGCUCGAUAUUUGCAGGAAUAUUAUUCAUCGUGGGCUCAAACGCAGGGCGGAUACGAGGCAGUGUUUCCUGAUGAAGAGGAAGUUGACUGAUUAGGAAGUUGAUUAUUCAUUACAAGAACAACAACAACAACAAAAAAAUGUUAAAAUGGAAGAGAAUCACUCAGGACCUUCAUCUGUUUACAAGGAGCAGUUUUCUCUCUGCUUGGACUAAAGUUAAAGAGGAAAUUAUUUUCACAUCAAUUUAAUGGAAAACAUUUAUUAUACAGACUGCCAUCAACAAAAAUUAAUUUAUUCAAUUAUGUAAAACGUAUGUCUCAUUAACGCACUUGCACUUUUAUACAAAAUAAGAAAUUCUUUAAGUUUUUAUGUUAAUGUUAUUUUGUUACCAAUAAGUGUAAGCAUUAAAUUAUAUUUUUGAAUAAAAACUUUUUGUGGGCAAUA
Messenger RNA from Xiphophorus couchianus (Monterrey platyfish), 1342 nucleotides. RefSeq names its product apoptosis facilitator Bcl-2-like protein 14. The transcript has 7 exons. Gene Ontology annotation, biological process: regulation of extrinsic apoptotic signaling pathway. The coding region runs from base 110 to 991 and encodes 293 amino acids. The record is from RefSeq and is a predicted model, not a curated record. NCBI's taxonomy places the organism in Eukaryota, Metazoa, Chordata, Actinopteri, Cyprinodontiformes, Poeciliidae.